CCGCCUCUGAGAGGAGCUUAAACACCCAACAGUGAGAAGUGAUCGACCACAGUCGACAGUGGUGUGCACAGGAGAAAAGAUGGGCUAUUUCCCGGAGUUUUCCAUCGAAACCUGGACCUUAAUAGCAAUUUUCAUUGCUCUCAUUGCAGUAUAUGGAUAUGCUCCAUAUGGCUUUUUCAAGAAAGUUGGCAUCCGUGGACCCAAACCAUUGCCCUUUUUUGGAACACUUUUGGAGUACAGAAAGGGUGUCCACAAUUUUGAUACACAGUGCUUUCAGAAAUAUGGUAAAAUAUGGGGGUUCUACGAUGGCAGGCAGCCUGCCCUGGCUGUAAUGGACACAGCUAUGAUCAAAGCCAUCCUGGUUAAGGAGUGUUAUUCUGUCUUCACUAACAGACGGGAUGUGGGCCUAAACGGACCCUUACGUGAUGCUGUGUCAGUAGUAGAAGACGAGGAAUGGAGGAGGAUUCGCAGCAUACUCUCUCCGUCAUUCACCAGCGGCCGACUGAAAGAGAUGUAUACAAUAAUGUUGAAGCACUCAAGUAAUCUAGUCAAGAAUCUCCAUGAGAAAGCAGCGGCGGAUGAAGUCAUAGAGGUUAAAGAAGUAUUUGGACCUUACAGCAUGGAUGUUGUGACCAGCACUGCUUUUAGUGUGGAUGUUGAUUCCAUCAACCAGCCCUCUGAUCCUUUUGUGGCAAACGCUAAGAAACUGGUCACUUUCGACGUCCUGAAUCCCUUCUUUGUGUUAAUCUUUAUGUUUCCAUUCUUGGGACCAUUUCUGGAGAAGAUGGAUGUGUCAAUUUUUCCUGCUGAGCCGUUGGAUUUCUUCUACAAGUUUAUAAAGAAAAUCAAAUCUGACCGGAAUAAGAAUAACCACAAAAACCGAGUGGACUUCAUGCAGUUGAUGGUGGACUGUCAGAUUUCAGAGGACAACACAGAUGAUCCCAGUUCCCAAAAAGGGUUGACUGAUCACGAAAUCCUUUCUCAGGCUGUGACAUUCAUUUUUGCUGGUUAUGAAACCAGCAGCAGCACACUGGGCUUUAUAGCCUACAACCUGGCAACACACCCUCACAUCCAAAAGACCCUGCAAGAGGAGAUUGAUGAAACCUUCCCAGAAAAGGGUCAACCAACCUGUGAUGCCCUGAUGCAGAUGGAAUACCUGGACAUGGUGGUGAAUGAAACAAUGAGGCUGUACCCUAUUGCUACUAGAUUAGAGAGAAUAUCAAAGGCUUCUGUUGAAGUGAACGGUGUGACCAUCCCUAAGGGAACUGUCAUUGUGGUGCCACUUUACGCUCUCCACCACAACCCUGAUUUGUGGCCUAACCCUGACACCUUUAAACCUGAAAGGUUCAGCAAAGAGAACAAAGACAACAUAGAUCCGUAUGCCUUCCUACCCUUUGGAGCAGGGCCAAGGAACUGUAUUGGCAUGAGAUUUGCUCUCUUGAUGAUGAAGCUGGCCAUAGUGGAGAUUCUUCAGAACUUCAGCUUUGUUACAUGCAAGGAGACAGAGAUUCCAUUGGCACUGUCAAGUAAUGGAUUUACCUCACCCAGGGAGCCCAUCAAGCUGAAGCUAGAGCCCAGAGCAAGUGCUUGAAAUCUCCCUCUUGCAUUGCCUGUGAACUUGGUGUGAACCUAUUUCAGCUUCUGUAGGGGUGCAUGUCAGAAAUGAUUUGAGAACAACUGCAACCUUUGCAUAAACUUUAAUGAAUAUGUAUUUCCUGAUAUAAAUUGCCUGAAACCUCACUUAUAUCAUAUAUCAUAUUUGUAUCAUAAUUUUUCCCCUGAUUUCAAACAUAUAUUUUACUUUUUUAAAUGAAAAUAUAUCAGAUUCAAAAAUGUGUGCUUGAAACUGACAUGUAAUAUAUUUUCAAGAAAGCACUGUUGGAAAAUAAAUGGACAAAUGC
Toxotes jaculatrix (banded archerfish) is the source of this 1901-nucleotide messenger RNA. Its product is annotated as cytochrome P450 3A27-like. The record is from RefSeq and is a predicted model, not a curated record. Bases 80 to 1591 code for a protein of 503 amino acids. Gene Ontology annotation, molecular function: iron ion binding; steroid hydroxylase activity; oxidoreductase activity, acting on paired donors, with incorporation or reduction of molecular oxygen, reduced flavin or flavoprotein as one donor, and incorporation of one atom of oxygen. Lineage: Eukaryota; Metazoa; Chordata; Actinopteri; Toxotidae. The transcript has 13 exons.